This is a messenger RNA of Hyaloscypha bicolor E, 1046 nucleotides long. RefSeq lists its product as uncharacterized. The coding region runs from base 118 to 738 and encodes 206 amino acids. The transcript has 4 exons. Gene Ontology annotation, cellular component: membrane. Lineage: Eukaryota; Fungi; Ascomycota; Leotiomycetes; Helotiales; Hyaloscyphaceae. Gene Ontology annotation, biological process: transmembrane transport; metal ion transport. Gene Ontology annotation, molecular function: metal ion transmembrane transporter activity. The record is from RefSeq and is a predicted model, not a curated record.
AAGGAAUUCAAGGUUACAAAUAUUUCUCCGAAUGGUGAUCAACUAAGUUCUCUUGAUAUUUCACAAGAAACCAAAUUACUCACAGAGAUCGAAAGGAUUGGCGAAGAGCUAAAUACGAUGAUCCUGGUUAAGGAUGCUCAGUAUCGUGUGAUCCAGGGCUUCCCAGUACGUAGGGACCUGCGAGAUGACGAAUGGCAUCAAAUAGUUCGUCGCGCAUAUUCAAAGCAUCAUCGCGAAGUUGAAAAGCUGCGACAACAGGCAAACCGCAACCGUGACGCUUUAAUAUAUCUCGUCGACUUGAAAUUAAAGAAGGUUAAUGCAUUCGAAGCUUCUCUUUCAAGACAACAACAAAAAAACACUGCUCGUCAAGCCGAGGAAACUUCAAGACAAGGACAAACUCUUAUGACCUUCACAAUCGCCACAAUUAUAUUUCUCCCGUUGUCAUUCAUGGCUGCCUUCUUCGCCAUAAACUUCGAAGAAUUCCCAAAGAACAGCGAUGGAUCAUCACACCUGACUCUAGCCUGGGUUUCCAAAUACCUCUAUACUUGGUAUCUCGAUGGCAGUGUCCCUCCCCUCCAUCCUUCUUGCUUUGAACCUGGCCCGUUUAAGAGCAUGGUUUGCAGAUGCCUGGAUGUGGAUCCAACCUCCUUUCUCUCCAAUCAAGUACUUAGCAUGGUCUGGCCUCGGUCUGUCACAAUUAGCUCUAAGCGCGCCGAUAUUGCAAGUCAGGACGAAUGAGGAAUUGAAAAAGAUGGAAACGUCACUAUACUCGCCAGAUCAUGUCGAUGAAGUGGAAGAGUUCCAUCCAGAGGGAGUCAAGUCUCUCUCAGCAACAUUGAGGUGAAAGAAAAGGCCGGCAGGAGAUUUGGAGAAUGGGACUGCAAAGGGUAUUGCCAGAUCUUGAUAGGGGGCUGGCAUCGCAGUUGGGAAAACGAUAGCGGGAUUGCGCUUACUCGAUUUCUUUGGACCCGACGAUCACAUUCAAAUCUUCCAAAAAAAACCCCCAAAAAAACCCCCCCAAAAAAAGGGAUUAAAAAAUUGUGACC